AGAGUGAAGGGUCCUCCUCUCCUCUCCUCUCCCCUCCCUUUUCUUCUCUCCCCUCCCUGGCUCCCUCCAAUAGUCCAAUCUUUCCCUCUCCCUCCACCUCACGCAGCGGCAUUAAUGGAUUCCGCAGCCGCGGCCACCUCCCACCCCCGCAUCCUCCUCCCCGCCUCACCGAGAACCCUAACGUGACGCCCCGACCAGCGCCUCGCGCGGAUCCUCCUCCGCGGCUCCGUUUGCUCGAGGUGUUCGUAGGGGAGAGAGGUCGCUGCUUGGGGGAGCUUCCAGGGCGAGGGAGGCGCCGCCCAAUGCGGCUCGAUCCGGAUUGGUCUGCGCUGCGAUUUGGCUCGGGCAGUGCGCUGCCUCGGUGAAUCCCGCGGCGUUGACCCGUGCUGCUGCUGCUGCUGCCUCGGAAAGGUUGGAUCUUUAUGGCGUUCUUGGCUGUGUGGGUGGGCGACUCGUGGAUUCUUGGUGUGCUUUGUGUUGGACAUUACCUGCAUUCUGGUUAAAUUCGUAGAAGCUUGCUGUUAGGAUGCGGGAGUCAGCUCAUUGUUCCGGAAUCUCUUGGUUUUCCUGCCAGUUUUCCUUGUCAAAUUCGGGAUAAAGAUUAGGUUCUGGAAGCGCAGACUAGAUGUUGGUGCUAUUUUCGUUAGCUAAUCUACCUGCAUUUGGGCUAAAUGCGUUUACCUCUCUUGUAUUCUGUUUUUUUUUUGCAUUUAUAUACGAGCAGUUUUAUUUGCUGGUUUAGAUAGUGAGGAGAGAUGAAUGUGGAGAAACCUGCUUCAAAGGGGCAUGGAUUCUUUGGCCUCUUUGAUUGGGGUAAGAAAUCUAAGAAGCGGCUUUUUGUUGGAAGCACGAGCAGUUCUCCUGAUCCGAAGAAUUCUGGUGACAGUAAGGAUGUUGAUGACAGUACACCAAGUACACUGUCAAAUUCGAUCCUUGAAGAUGCGCCUAGCUUGAGAGAAAGCAGUGAGCAUAGUUGCUCAUCUUCAGUAAUUGAUGAAGAAGCUCAGGCAAGGAGGUGUCCCACUGUUGUGGCUAGGCUCAUGGGUUUGGAUUCCAUGCCUGCGGCAAGCUCAGCUGAAUCCAAUCCCAUGCCAUCAACAGUGCAACAACCCUUCCAAGCCAACAACCAUGAUGAUUUUACCGGCAGAAGUUAUGUUGGUAGCCCCCAUAAAAUGCCAGGUAGCCCUAUUGAUCGGUUUAAAAUGGAAGCACUGCCUCCAAGACUUGCCAAGAGGACACUUUCUGUUGCUCAAUAUAAGUUAUUGUCUCCCAUGAAGAACCCAAAUCAUAUAUCCAGCAGAAAUGCAGCUGAUAUAAUGGAGGCAGCAUCACGGAUCAUUAGGCCUGGUGUUGAAAACAUCAGUUCUUACGGAGUCCAUGAUGUUGGGCACGCAAAUGCUGCGCGGGCCUACAACCCAGGAGAGAUCAUAGGAGUCCAACAAAGGUCACAGAAGCUAAAUGAAGCACUGAGGAAACGUGAUGGACCUGCAUCUUUUAGGCCACCAAACGGGAAAUCUUUGGAUGGAAGAUCAAGAAGUUCAGAGGGCGCCUCAUCUUCCAGGAUCUCACAGUCAAAUGGAUGUGCUCCAGUUGGCCCAAAGGUCAAACCCAGCAAUAUAUCAUCAAAUGUUGCUCAAGCUAUCCGUGCCCGAGGAAAAGAAGGCACAAGAAAAGGCGGUAGACGGCUUGAAACUCGCAGGAACCCUGAAAAUAGCUUGGUUGAGAGAAAUGGGUUCAACCAACAAAAGGAUAAUGAUCAAAUGCGCACAACAAGUUCGUCCAGUAUGCUUGUGUCAAAUAACAGAAAGCAGAAUGCUGUGGUCACCAAACACAAGGUGAAUUCAAACCCAGCAAACCCCAGUAGACAACGGAGCAAUAUUCACCCAGUAAAUGCAUCUGCCAGAAAGGUCGGGGUAGCCGGCACAUUUGCUGGAACCAGUACUCAAGCUAGCAGGAAGGUGGACCAGCAGCCUACUGCUCAUGCAAAUGUAAGAAAUAAUUCCACAGCCAAAGCAAUCCCCAAGCCAAGAAGGUUACAAAACAGAAGAUUGUACUCUGAUACAAGCCAGUCAAGUGAUAGUAUUAAUUCUGACAGAAGCCAGAGGCGGAUUCGGCACAAUAUUGUGAUAGAUGAGCAAUCGUCUUUUUCAACAAACAAAAAGAAAAUCAGCACUGAGAUUGUUUCAUUCACAUUUACCUCGCCAGUUGACAAAUCAUUGCACGGCGCCCACUUCCCCAAUCAUUCAGUGGGAAAACAAUUUACAGAGAAUCUGAAUGCUGUGUCAACUUCAAGCAACACAUCAAACACUAAACUUGAUGUCAUUGAUGGUGAUUAUUUGGGACUCCUGUUGGAGCAGAAAUUGAGAGAGUUGACGUCAGGGGUGAGAUCGCCCUACUCUAAGCCAGCCAAAGGUGUUGAAGUGUAUAGCAGUUCAAUAGCUUUGGAAGAUACGGCAUCAGCAUGUGAAACAUCUAGCAUUGCUUCUACUGAUUAUGAUAGGGAGUCAUUGCAGUCUUUCAAUGAUGGAAAAGCUACUGUCCCCCAGACAGAUCUUACUACUAAAAGUGGUCAGCCAUUUCAACCAGUGAAGGAUGAUCAUGAUGCCACGGAUCGAGCAGAGUUAGAGCAUCUCCGCCUAAGUCCCCUCUCAACGUGGGAAGCUUCUAUUUCAACGGAAACCUGCAGCUCAUCAGAGAGCUGGAGGAGUGCAAAUGGAACAAGAUUAUUUGGUUCAACCGAAGGAGCAACAACUUCCGAUUCAACACACUUCAACAAAUUCCUCGAAGCAGAUGCCUCAUCAGAAUAUUCUGACACAGCCUCAUCAAUCACAGUGGCUACUGCAGAAAUCCCUCGAUCAGAAAGUAGCAGCUUAUGUCAUAUGGAUCAUAGACAGGAGGUGGAGUUUAUAAGAGAAAUACUGAAGGCUAGUUCCUCUUGUUUGGAGCGGUUUGGCGAUUCGGAUAUUCUGGAUCCACAUCUGUUGGAAGAAUUAAAUGGCAGUACUAGGUUGUUGGCUGGUGAUGAGGGCAAAGGCUGCCGAUUGAGGCGGAGGCUGCUCUUUGACUGUGUCAAUGAAUUAUUGACUGUGAAAUGCGCGUACUACUUCAAUGCUGGCUACGGCUCUUGGUUCAUCGGGAUGGCAGUCCUGCAAAACUUGUCAGCAGAAGAAAUCCAUCGAGAGAUGACCAGCCUGAAGGUUGCUGAGGAGUGGAUGGUGGAUGAACUUGUGUACAGAGAAAUGAGUAGUCCUCUGGGGAGCUGGGUUGAUUUCAAGAUGGAUUCAUACCAGGCUGGUGGAGACAUAGUCCCGGAGUUGUUAGGUUCCUUGAUUGAUGAAGUGGUUGCUGAUCUUCUGACUGGCUCGUUUUUAUAGCAGGCCUUGAUCCCCUCACUAACAAUACCGGUUGACAGCCACAAGGUUUUUGUUCCAUGUGACGUCUUAUACUGUAUCUGUACAUCGUAACUUGCUAGUGCAAUUGUGUAGCGUUUAUUAAGAUGAAAUGUUGCUAACUUGCCAUCGUCCAAUGACUGAUUCAUGUCUGCCAUUUGACUAUUUCAGCAGUUAUGGGGAGAAUCCACUCUUGACCUGUUAGAUGGGCAAUUUGAGCAGUUACGGGGAGAAAUAUUUAUUUGGUUCAUUUUGUGUAGAUACUGACUAGGUGUUGGUCAAAUACUCAAAUGGUGCAAAAAAAA
Panicum virgatum (switchgrass) is the source of this 3694-nucleotide messenger RNA. RefSeq lists its product as uncharacterized. Lineage: Eukaryota; Viridiplantae; Streptophyta; Magnoliopsida; Poales; Poaceae. The transcript is spliced from 5 exons. The record is from RefSeq and is a predicted model, not a curated record. The coding region runs from base 756 to 3374 and encodes 872 amino acids.